AUGUAUGCGCCUGGGCAUAGCCCUGGGUCUUCACGGCAGACCAGCCCUGCGUCACGAGAUCAUAAUCCGCGGAAGCGUGGCCGGACCGCUUGCACUCGAUGCAAGACGCGGAAGCAAAGAUGCGACAAUGAAUAUCCGACCUGCUCGAACUGUUUGAAAGCGGGGGUCGUGUGCGACAAGUCCAGCGUGCGAGAGGAUACUGACCGCCAAAAUGAUUACACUCGCGUGCUGGAAGAACGUGUGGCAUUCCUGGAGCGCAAACUGAAUCAGUCCGAGCAAGCAGUUCCUGAUCCAAAUACUGGGGUUGCGACUGCUGCGCCCACGCUGCUCUCCCCGCAAGGGAGCCAUGCAACGCCACAGACAGCUACUUCGGGUCUGGACAAUAACCCCGUCGGGGAAAUUGUUGGCCUGCUUGCCCUGAGCUCCUCUGAAGCUCCAGCCUACGUAGGAGCCAGCUCUGGGUUUUCUCUUGCUAAUAACUUGGGGGAGAUGGUCCAGACAAGUGUCUGGAACCAAUUUAUCACAAGAAUGCAACCAAAUCAGACAAACACAAACACGAACGGCAACAAAUCUCAGAACCCAACAACUAGAGUACAUGGGCCAUCCGAGCAGCCAUCCACUCCUCGGAUUCGAGAUCAGCUCGUGCCAGCAAAUGUCGAGCCACCUACUAAUGAAUUGGGGGCACGAAUCCUGGACACAUAUUUCACCCGACUACAUUCAAGGUACCCAUUCAUCAACCAGAAGCAAGUCUGGCAAAUUCACGAAGAUCGAUGGCGACUGGCUAAGACCAAACGUGAAGAUCUUACUCAGUCUGAUCGAUUCGCUAUCUUCAAACUCAACAUGAUAUAUGCAAUCGGAGCAACAAUGCUUCAAUUGAGUGAAAAAUACGCAUAUACAGCACCCGAACGGUAUUAUAGUACUGCCCUGCAGCAUGUUCACUCAAUGUGUGAAGCGAGAUCCAUUGAAAACAUCGAAGCGAUGGUUCUACUUGUCGUGUAUCACCUCCGAACUGCAUCUAGUCAUGGACUGUGGUAUAUGAUCGGACUUGCAAUGCGCACUGCCAUUGACCUUGGUCUCCACCGAAAGGCAAAUGAGAUCAACAUGGACCCCUUCACAACACAAAUGCGCCGAAGGCUAUUCUGGACGGUUUAUUACCUCGAAAGAGUAGUUUCAAUGUCUCUAGGCCGGCCAUUCAGCAUCACCGACCGUCACAUUGACCUUGAUUUACCACUGGACGUGGAUGAUGACGUUGAAGAUCCAACAAUACUAGCAGCACCGCAAGAUCCGAAUAAAACCACUUCCAUGACGUUUGCAAUUUAUCUCUUCAAAGUCCGUCGCAUUGAUUCGCGCAUUCAACACAAAAUUUAUCGCGCUGACAAGCCUCUAUCUUCCCUCCGACCGAAAAUGGACCCCUUAUAUCUCGAACUCGAAGAAUGGAAAGAAUCAGCCCUACUGCGAUUCAGCGGUCCAGACUUGGAUUACCCAAUGCUUCACUAUAACAGAGCCGUACGGCUACUGAUCCAGCCCUUCCUCCCUCUCCUCCCAAUAACCGACCCGUACUAUCACAUCUGCCUCCGCGCCGCAGGAAAUAUCUGCCAAUCUCACAAACGCCUCCACCAAACCCUGGAAUACGGCCACUCCUUCCUCGCCGUGCAAACCGUCUUCAUGGCAGGGAUUACCCUUCUCUAUGCUCUAUGGACACACACAGACCAGGUCUGGUCCGUCCGCAUGAGCAACGACAUCCGCGCCUGCUCAACCGUUCUUUUCGUCAUGGGCGAGCGUGCAGCAUGGGUGAAGAAAUAUCGCGAUGCGUUCGAACUUCUUGUCAACGCCGCCAUGGAAAAGCUGCAGGGCAACGAGACUGCUCGUAAUGCCGGGAUGGCUGAGUUGAUGACUGCGCAGCAUGGAAUCAACUGGAAUACUACUCUCCCUGGUAUGCCUAGCAGUGAUAAGUUCCCGUCAGUCAAUCCGACCGGGUUGGCGCCUGAUCCGGGUAUUACGACGCAGGUCAGCGCAGAUGAUGAUUCGGAGCAUGCUGUUAGGAUGGCGUUGCAGUUGGCGCCGUGGAUUGAUCAGGAUGAAAGUGAUCCGUUGUGGAUGCCUGACUUUGAGACGUUGGAGAAUCUGUCUGGGACUUUUUGGAGUAACCCUGAUACUAGGCUUUUUGAUGCUCUGUGA
This is a messenger RNA of Penicillium nucicola, 2178 nucleotides long. Its product is annotated as putative C6 transcription factor. Gene Ontology annotation, biological process: DNA-templated transcription; positive regulation of transcription by RNA polymerase II. Gene Ontology annotation, molecular function: zinc ion binding; DNA-binding transcription factor activity, RNA polymerase II-specific; sequence-specific DNA binding. Bases 1 to 2178 code for a protein of 725 amino acids. The record is from RefSeq and is a predicted model, not a curated record. The transcript has 4 exons. NCBI's taxonomy places the organism in Eukaryota, Fungi, Ascomycota, Eurotiomycetes, Eurotiales, Aspergillaceae.